GGACUAAAUGCCUUGGGGAUACAGGCGCAUCGGCCACGCGCUGACUGCCUUCAGCUACUGCAUCGUCAGGCCUCUGCAUCACCCGCAGCUUCUGAACCGCAGCAUCAACGCGCUGGCCAAGCCUGGUUACUUGCGUCCUUGGGCCGGCCCCGUCAUUGUCUUUGCAGAUGUUCGCCGUCGCGGCGACUCGAUCCCCGGCGAAGCCCUUGAUAUCACCCCUCGCGAUGUCAACACUGUCGUGCGUUUACUAGAGACCCCCACCUGCGCAUGUGUUGCCGACCCUGGCCGCUACCUGGGCGGCGAGGUCGUCGCGGGCCUCCGCAUCAACGACAUCCGGACAGAGAUCAAUGUGGCGCUCGGCGUGGAUUGCGUGUUUGAGUCAACCUUGGUCCCGCGGUCUCCGGUCGAGUGCGCCGACCAUGUAAUUGCGAUAGCUCUUCUUCUGGGACUGCGCUGGUAUGUGUUCUUGCCCUCCAGUAUUCCUUUGGAAACCUUCCUCGCCGCGCGGCGACAGAGCAGCUAAUCGCUCCCGCGAAGGUACAUCCGUCCAGCAAACUACUACGCCGACGAACCAGGCAACACCAUUUGGAGCGAUGGCACCCUCCGCUACUUGGCCUACAUCUGCGACGUCCAGCGGACGGAG
This is a messenger RNA of Thermothielavioides terrestris NRRL 8126, 643 nucleotides long. RefSeq lists its product as uncharacterized. The transcript has 2 exons. NCBI's taxonomy places the organism in Eukaryota, Fungi, Ascomycota, Sordariomycetes, Sordariales, Chaetomiaceae. Bases 8 to 523 code for a protein of 171 amino acids. The record is from RefSeq and is a predicted model, not a curated record.